AUGCCCCAAGUUGGACCCCUCAUUGUCAGACCUCUGGGCUUUGAUCAGCUAAACACAAUUCUCCUUCAAAUGCCGUUUGGCGUCGUCCAAAUCAUUGCCACUCUGGCUGGAGGCAUCGUAGCGACACGCCUGAAGCUUAAAUUCCCUGUUCUUAUUGCCUUGACAAUUCCUCCUAUCGCUGGGGCGGCUGCACUCCUCAAAAUAAAUCGUGCAUCCUCGAAUGCCAAGGCUGCGCUGCUUGGAUCCUACUACCUGUGGGCAUUCAACAUUGUCUCUCAGAAGGCGAAUGACGUGACCUAA
Mycena indigotica is the source of this 300-nucleotide messenger RNA. RefSeq lists its product as uncharacterized. NCBI's taxonomy places the organism in Eukaryota, Fungi, Basidiomycota, Agaricomycetes, Agaricales, Mycenaceae. The record is from RefSeq and is a predicted model, not a curated record. The transcript has a single exon. Bases 1 to 300 code for a protein of 99 amino acids.